Messenger RNA from Tinamus guttatus (white-throated tinamou), 630 nucleotides. NCBI's taxonomy places the organism in Eukaryota, Metazoa, Chordata, Aves, Tinamiformes, Tinamidae. The record is from RefSeq and is a predicted model, not a curated record.
CUCUCCUUUUUCUUUCCACUUCCUUUAAAGAGAAUGAAGAAACUGCCUUCCAGAAGAAUCAUAUUAACCCAUCUCCCACCUCAUCUCCUGCCAAUGUCCUUUUUCCAAAGCAAAGCUAAGGUCCUUGUGCUGGUUCGGAACCCCAAAGACACAGCCGUCUCCUACUACCACUUCAACAACAGCUUGCCCAUGUUGCCCUCCUUCGCCUCAUGGGAUGAGUUCUUCAUAGCUUUCAUGAAUGGGAAAUUGGGAUGGGGCUCCUACUUCGAUCAUUUAAUGGAAUGGAACAAGUUUAUUGACAAUGAGAAGAUCAUGGUGAUAAGCUAUGAGGACUUGAAAGAGAAUCAGAUAGUGGGAAUGAAGAAGAUUGCUGCCUUCUUUGGAUUCUCCCUAAGUGAGGAAGAUUUUCACAGAAUUGUCAAAAAGACCAGUUUCCAAGCCAUGAAAGAGAAAUCCAAGGAAACUCAUGGGAAAUUUGGGGACAUUCUCUUCCGUAAGGGAGUUAUUGGGAACUGGAGAAAAUAUUUCUCUAAAGCUCAGAAUGAAGAAAUGGACCGAAAAUUUCAUGAAAGUCUAAGAGGAACAAAGCUGUCAGCCAGCAUGAAAUAUGAUGUGUACUGCAAGGCCUGA